CUAAGGAUGCGCUAGCUAUAGAAUUCCACAUCGAAGUGCAGAUUAACGAGCAUAAAUGACUCAACAAAGAAGAGCAGAGUUUCUCGUCGGCGGAAGGAGCUAGCUGGCUUCUUUUCCACUACCAGAUGGCUCUGUUAUCCUUGUUCCUCCUCCCAUGGCUGCUGCCGUCUUCCUCCUCCGCAGUAAUAGAUCCGAGUGUACUGGAUCCGUAUUGCAAUGAUGUCCCUUACCCUUUUGGAAUCUAUAAUUACUCUACCCAUUCCGAGAGUUACCCAGGCUUUGAACUCUACUGCAACUACAGCGGCGGCAGCGGCGGCAGUCUCAAAGUCAUGAUCGGGGGCUCCUUGAUCGACGUCAUCGAUAUCUCACUGGAAGGCGGCUACCUGCGCGUGCUCGUCGCCCCCGCCAAAGUGUUUGGCUCCUGCCGCGUCGAAUCAGGAAGACGCGCGGGAGGCGUAGCAAUCGCAGAAGGCGUCGAAGGCGCCGAAGGCGGCCUGCUCGACCUGCAGGGCACCCCCUACACCUACCACUCCACGAACAAAUUCAUGCUGCUUGGCUGCGAUGCGAUGGCCAUAGUCAGGAACCGCAGUGGCCACAUCAUCAGCGGGUGCGUUGCCUUCUGUGUCAGCAACGGCGAUAAGGAAUACGGCCGGAACGACUGCUCCGGCGUCGGGUGCUGCCGGACCGCUUUCCCUUCGGGCCUCCAGUACGCCACCGUGGAUCUGAAAAACAUCCAUAACUUGACAGCAUCUACGGAGUUGGGCAUACAACCGACAGAGGAGUGCAACGAGGCGUUCUUGAUAGACGGGAACGAGUCAUCCUUCGCAGUCCAAAGUAUCAAGAAACCGAUCGUCCUGGACUGGUCCAUAGGAAACAAGUCUUGCGAGGAAGUCCUCACGAAACAUAUUUGCGGCCCGCACGCCCACUGCAACAACUCGUUGGACGGAUUGGGUUAUCAGUGCAAAUGCGAUGGUGGCUACGAAGGCAACCCUUAUCGCAACCCUAAUCCACAUAAAGCACAUGAAGAUGAAGGUUGCCGAGAAAUCGACUCUUGCAAGCAUUACGCGCAGAAUUGUUCGUGGAAAUGCGAAAAUAGAGACAGGUACCCGUACCACCAUUGUGUUUGUCCACCAGGAACCACAGGAGAUGGUAAAAAAGACGGCGAUGGUUGCAAAAGAGACACUUAUAUUGAGAUUGGUUUAGGAACUUCGUUGGCUCUUCUGGUCAUAUCACUAACAAUGGGCUUCUGGGUUUUCUGUGAACUGAAGAAAAGGAAGCAGAGGAAAUUAAAGCAGAAGCAUUUUCUCCAAAAUGGUGGCUUGCUGCUGCGACAGUACGUCUCUGAAAACCAAUUCUUCGCUCGCAUCUUCACCAUCGAGGAACUUGAGCGAGCGACUGAUAAUUUCAACGAGAAAAACGUCGUCGGUCGCGGCGGAUAUGGGACUGUCUACAGAGGAACGGUGCUGCCGGAUGGCGAUGUGGUGGCCAUCAAGAAAUCCAAGUUCGUGGACGAGACCCAAAUCGAACAGUUCAUCAACGAGGUGGUGAUCCUCUCUAAAAUCACCCACAGGAACGUGGUCAAGCUCCUGGGCUGCUGCUUGGAGACGGAUGUACCGCUGUUAGUCUACGAGUUCAUAUCCAACGGCACGCUCUCGCAGCAUCUUCAUGAACAGAGAAUGCCGACUUCCGGCCGGCUGUCAUGGGAAACUCGGUUAAGAAUCGCGACGGAAACGGCACGAGCCCUCGCGUUCUUACACUGCAAGGCCGCCUCCGUUCCGGUCGUCCACAGAGACGUGAAGUCGGCCAACAUACUCUUGGACGAGAAUUGCACGGCGAAGGUGUCGGAUUUCGGAGCUUCGAGGUUGAUCCCGAUGAACCAGACUCAUGUGACGACGCUAGUUCAAGGGACGAUCGGGUACUUGGAUCCGGAAUACUUUCAGACAUGCCAAUUGACGGAGAAGAGCGACGUCUACAGCUUCGGAGUGGUUCUGCUUGAGCUGCUGACGACGGAGAAACCGUUGUCGUCUUCCAGAAUGGGGACGGUGAGAAAUAUGGCUUCGGAUUUCAUGGAGUACAUGGUGGAGAAGGACGGCCGCGUGGGGGUUUUGGAGUUUCUGGAUCGGCAGCUAGUGUGGGAGGCCAGGACGGCGAUGCCUGUUCUGGCGGUGGCGCAGUUGGCCAGGAGAUGCCUGAACUUGAAUGGGGAAGACAGACCGACGAUGACAGAGGUAGCAAUCGAGCUCACCGCGUUGAGGCGGCUGGCGAUGCAGAGCGAGGAGUGGCGGGACCGGCGAAUUAGAAUGAGUCCGCGCCGGUUGACUGCUGUGGAUGAGUUGAUGUUCGACGAGGAGGACCGUCUGCUGUCGUAAAAUUAACGUGUUAGACAUUCAAAAUGAAUAGAACUACUUUGGUAAAUUGUCAUCUUAAAUAACAUAAAUGAAUAAAUCUUAUCUUUUCAAA
This is a messenger RNA of Zingiber officinale, 2460 nucleotides long. RefSeq names its product wall-associated receptor kinase 2-like. Gene Ontology annotation, biological process: protein phosphorylation; cell surface receptor signaling pathway. The coding region runs from base 126 to 2369 and encodes 747 amino acids. The record is from RefSeq and is a predicted model, not a curated record. Gene Ontology annotation, cellular component: plasma membrane. The transcript has 3 exons. Lineage: Eukaryota; Viridiplantae; Streptophyta; Magnoliopsida; Zingiberales; Zingiberaceae. Gene Ontology annotation, molecular function: ATP binding; protein serine/threonine kinase activity.